Mixia osmundae IAM 14324 is the source of this 762-nucleotide messenger RNA. RefSeq lists its product as uncharacterized. Lineage: Eukaryota; Fungi; Basidiomycota; Mixiomycetes; Mixiales; Mixiaceae. The record is from RefSeq and is a predicted model, not a curated record. The transcript is spliced from 4 exons. Bases 1 to 762 code for a protein of 253 amino acids.
AUGACCUCCAAGUCGAUAGCAGUCAUCGCCGGAUUGGGCAAUGGCACCGGCAUCGGCGCUGCUGUAGCCCGCCAGUUCGCUUCGCGGCACUUUAGGGUUGCCGUCAUCGGCCGCCAGGGAGCGAAUACAGUGGCCGACGAUAUCAAUGCAUCAGGCGGUGAGGCAGCAACGUUUGCCCUUGCCGACUACGACUUCAAGAGCAUCCAGGGCACUUUCAAGGACAUCCGUGCCAGAUGGUCCGACGGCAGGGUCAGGGCGGCCAUCUGGAACACUGCACAGUGGAGCAUGGUUCCCUUUCUGGAUGUCACGGAGGAGCUCAUCCAGCAAUCUGUCAAGAUCAACAUCGUCGCGUCCUUUGCGUUCGCACAGGAAGCCAUCAAGCUGAUGCUCGAGCCCGGUACCGACACCGAACCGCCCGGUGGCAGUCUGCUCUUCACUGGUGCCACUUCAGCCACGCGAGGCGCAAAGAACUUCUCCGCCUUCUCGGCCGGCAAACACGGUCUACGUGCUCUCUCCCAGUCGCUCGCUCGCGAGUUCGGUCCCGAGAACAUACACGUGGCUUUCGUCAUUGUCGACGGUGUCAUCGCGACCGAUCGCACCCAUCAAGUCUUCACCUCACAGGAAGCCAAAGCGAUGCUGGCCGACAAGCACAAGCAUCUCGAGCCCGACUCGAUUGCCAAGGCGUAUCUAUAUCUUCACGAGCAAGACGUCUCUUGCUGGACGCAUGAGCUCGAUCUUCGUCCCGCGCACGAGAAGUUCUGA